AUGUAUGGAGGAGGAAAAAAGAAGAAAGGCAAGAAGGGCAAGAUUGUGGACAAGAGACAACCACAAGAGGAUGACCUGUUUGACGACCCUGCCGUAUGGGAGGGACCAGACAAGAAGAACAUUAUAGAAGAAUCGAGAGACGAGACAGUGGAAGAUGGAGUCGACGAGUUCUGGGGCCCUAGCCGACCAGAUCCCGGCCCCAGUAAGGCACCACAGACUCCCGCCAGCACCAGCUUCACCGAGUCUGGCGAUGAGUGGAAAGAAAUUGCCAGGCAAGGAGUGCCGGUGAAUGACGUCUUUGUCGAGAGUCCAAUUCUAGGACACGACGAAUCUUCAUUGCCACGAUCUACGUCUACUGGGCUGCUUCGCCGAGAUUCUAGGCUGGAGGAGCCUGAAGGAGGACUAUUUGAAGAAGCACCUCACGACGUUUCGUCACGACAAUCUUACGCGGAACCGAAUGAUCUACGAUCUUCACCUACGAGGGGACUGCCUGCAGUCCAGGAGCUUCCCGAAGCUGAGAAAGCGGCCGCGACCGGCGAACUCUGGCCCCCUGAGCGAGACAACCGCGAUAGUGGUUUUAUCCCAGACUCUCCUCAGCGGCGCAGAAGCCCCAACUUGGUGGAUGAGAAACUUCGAGAUAGUGGUGUGGACAGUGAGGAUUGGCGAGAUUCGGCGCACAUGCAGACACCAGAGGCGCACAGUCGGGGUGUUGAGAGACGACUUGGCCCUUCACCUCUGAAUACACCGGUGCUGCAUGAACCGUCUCGAGACGACAACACGACGCCAAUUGCCGACCCUGAGAAGAAGUUGCGCCGAUCAAAGAAAGACUACGCUGGGCUUGCGACAGUGGCAGCCGGAGCGACUGCGCUGACUGCUGGAGCCGCCCAUCGCGACAAGGCACACGACAAUGAAAGACGGGCCGUCUCAGAUUCGCAGGCCGCGCCGAGCUCUGGAUCGGCCCUGGGAUCUGGGCGGGCUGAGUCUAGCGUGGCACGGCGAUCUGUGUCCAACACCAGCAGCAUCUCAGGCCUCCGCUCCACAGCCACACCCACGCCGCCACCUCUGCGGCGGGUCGACAAGCGCAUGAGCGGAGACCUUAGAGCUCUUCGUCAACAAAACAACUCCACGCCGCCCGUUGCUAACGAGGCUCGUGUCCGUACAAAGGACAUGGCCGAUGUAUACGAUGGAUUUGGCGAGGGUCGCCUCGGCUCGCCGAGGUCUCCGACCAGACCGCAUAGCAUGCGCCGCCGCCAAAGCAUGCAAGUUCUCGAGCUUGAGUCUCGAGUCGAGCAGCUCAUCGCCGAGAACCGGCUGUUGACAGAGGCCCGUCACCACGCUGAACAAAACGUCAACCGAGGCGCCACGUCGGCCCUUUCCGAACGGGACGCCGAAAUCGAUGCGCUGAAGCAGUCACUGCAAUAUCUCCAGAACGAAGUAAAUCGCCUGACCGAGGUCAACGACGGCCUGACCAGCGCCAACGCAGAGCUUGCCAACAAGGACAACGGCCGAUAUGCCGGCCUGGCAGUCCACGGCGAUGGCACCCGCAGCCUCGAGGGCCCCGACGGCCAAACACUGGAAGAAAAGGAUGCCGAGAUUGCCAGUCUGCGAGAGCAGCUCGAAGCUGCCAAGGAACAAGUUCGCGAGAUGCAGCGCCAAAUCCUCGCUUCCAAAGCCGGCGACUCCGAUUUCCUCAACAUCAGGGACGAAGACUACUUUGACACCCGCUGCCAGCAGCUCUGCUCCCACGUGCAGCAAUGGGUCCUGCGCUUCUCCAAGUUUUCCGACAUGCGCGCCUGUCGCCUGACGAGUGAGAUUAAUGACGAAAAGACCAUUGACCGCCUCGACAAUGCCGUCCUCGACGGCUCCGAUGUCGACAUUUAUCUCAAUGACCGAGUCAAGCGCCGCGACAUUUUCAUGUCCAUGACCAUGAGCAUGAUUUGGGAAUUUGUCUUUACCCGCUACCUGUUUGGUAUGGACCGCGAGCAGCGCCAGAAGCUCAAGUCUCUCGAGAAGCUCCUGACGGAGGUCGGCCCGCAGAACGCCGUCCGCCAGUGGCGCGCGGUCACGCUGACGCUCCUCGCCAAGCGCGCCAGUUUCCAGGAGCAGCGUGAGCUCGACACGGAAGCCGUGGUGCAGGCCAUUUUCCAGACGCUCUGCAAGAUUCUGCCCCCGCCGAGCAACCUGGAGAACCAGAUCCAGUCGCAGCUGCGCCGCGUCAUGCGCGAGGCCGUCGACCUGUCCAUCACCAUGCGCACGCAGCGCGCCGAAUACAUGAUGCUGCCGCCACUGCAGCCCGAAUACGACGCAGACGGCGAGCUGGCGGCCACGGUGCAGUUCAACGCGUCCAUGAUGAAUGACCGCACCGCGCAGAAGGACCGGACCAAUGAGGAGAUUGAAGCCGACAACUCGAUUGUGCGCGUUGUGCUCUUCCCCUUGGUCGUUAAGAAGGGUGACGACGUGGGCGUCGGCGACGACGAGAUUGUCGUCUGCCCCGCGCAGGUGCUCGUCGCGCGCGAGGGCGGCAGACGCCAUGUGACGCCCUCGAGCGACGCCGGCGGGGCUUCGCUCCUCGGUGCCCCAAGCCGCCUCAGCGUGGUGACGGAUGCCAUGCUCAGCCAGCCCGAUGCUCAAUAUUUCGAAGGUGGCAUCUGA
Akanthomyces muscarius is the source of this 2652-nucleotide messenger RNA. RefSeq lists its product as uncharacterized. NCBI's taxonomy places the organism in Eukaryota, Fungi, Ascomycota, Sordariomycetes, Hypocreales, Cordycipitaceae. The record is from RefSeq and is a predicted model, not a curated record. The coding region runs from base 1 to 2652 and encodes 883 amino acids. The transcript is spliced from 3 exons.